CUCAUUCUCCAUCUCUAUAUAUACUUCCCCAUUCUCUCCUUCAUUCCUCCUCCCUUAUGUAACCCUAAAAUCGCCGGAGAGAGAGAGUCGAAGCUACAGAAUUUCAGUUCGCCGCUGCGGAAGCUCCAUAACCAAAUUCCUUCCGCCGUAGCGUUCUUCUUCAGAAAUUCUUUUGCUUCGUCUCCGAUCCCGAUCAAUAGCAAUGGCUCGUUCUUUCUCUAACUCUAAGAUUCUCUCUGCUUUCGUCUCCGACUCCGUCUCUGCUUUUCUUAGCAGGCGUGGAUAUGCGGCGGCAUCACAAGGUGCAGUCUCCGGUGUAGCGAAAGGAGGAGUGCCAAGGAGCAACGUAAUGAUGCAAAAAAGUGGAGAGGAAUCCGUGAAGACUUCAUGGGUGCCAGAUCCAGUUACCGGUUACUACAGGCCGGAAGGACAAGCAAAUGAGAUUGACGCUGCUGAGCUCCGGAAGAUGCUGUUGAAGCACAGAUCUGGAAGCAACUGAAAAGCUUUGAAGCUGCGUCUUUGAUCUCCGGUUACUCAUCGGAGAUCUUUGAUCAACGAGAAAAGAG
Molecule: messenger RNA, 566 nt
Organism: Solanum verrucosum
Lineage: Eukaryota; Viridiplantae; Streptophyta; Magnoliopsida; Solanales; Solanaceae
Product: protein SENESCENCE-ASSOCIATED GENE 21, mitochondrial
Exons: 2
Coding region: 203-499 (98 amino acids)
Biological process (GO): response to stress
Cellular component (GO): mitochondrion
Source: RefSeq, a predicted model, not a curated record